Messenger RNA from Porites lobata, 12544 nucleotides. Lineage: Eukaryota; Metazoa; Cnidaria; Anthozoa; Scleractinia; Poritidae. The record is from the annotation of a GenBank genome assembly.
AUGGAAGAUGAGAGCCUAAGCAUAACCAGCUGCUUUGCAUGGUUAAAAGGUUGGGCUACAUGCCCUACACAUACCAUCGCGGGCAUGUAUGAAUUGUAUGAGCAGUUGUUACCUACGAAGCUCUACACAAAGGAGAAGACGCAAACCUCCACCGACGGCGAAGUUCUAUGCAGGUUAUCUGGGAAGGUGGCUGAGAGCGUUGCACAUGUACUGGUUGGAUGUUCCUCCCUGGCACAAACCAAGUACCUAUACAGGCAUAAUGCAGCUUUGAAGAUUCUGUUUUUUGAGCUCCUGCGAGAGCAUGGGUUAAUGGAAGAGGGUUGUGCCUAAAUCAUACCGUCCAAAAGGACAGCCGAGGAGUACUAGGAAGGAGUUUCCGAUUCGGGCCGACUUAACAAAGGUUUUGGCCGACUUCGGAAAUUCUCGAAAACAUCCAAUAUGGCGGCUCAAGUGUGGUAAAAACUGACAGCCAAAGGAGCCGUUUUAUCGCCAGAGAAGCGUGACUUACGGUAUUAUUGACGAAGUUUGCGUUUAUUGUGACUUUUGCAGAGUUCGUGGACCUUUAUAGUAAGCAAUCCUCUAAGAAAUGUCUUAUCAAUUUGUCUUGUCCCGCUGGCCGGUAUUACCGAAGAAAAUACAGGACCUGAACAAUAGAUGAAAUCAAUAAUCGAUGGCAAUCAAUAACAAUCGAUGACAAUCGAUAUAAAUUAAUCGAUUGAUAUUGAUAAUCGAUGGACAAUCGAUCAUGAAAAUUUUUGUGAUUAUUGAUUAUCAUCGAUUAUCAAUAUCAAUCGAUAAUCGAUUGGAAUCAAUCAAUAGAUUGUUAUCAAUAUGCAAUAUCUCUUGAUAUCAAUCGAUUACCUAUGCAGUCAAACAUUUCAAUUGUCAAUUUCAUCUAGUACUAAUAAAGUUACACAUUUUGAUAUCAUUGCUUGAGUAAAAACUAGCGAGUAGCAAUGCGUAAACUUGUUUAUUUGCCCACACGUUUCGCGCGAGUUUAAAAUUCAGCGAAACGUACUACAGAUUUGUGUGUAAGAAAAACGAACCCCACUGUUAUGCUUUAACGAAACAGCUGGCAAAUUAGGCAAAUUAGGCAAUCAAUGGCAAUCGAUGAAGUUCGCGACCCCCUAAGUGUGAUUAUCGAUUGAUUAUCGAUUGGCCGAUGCCAAUUUUUAUGUAGUGUAUACGAUGCUAAUGCAAGCGCGUAGAAGCGAGAGAAUGAAUGUGAUGUAGUACACACGGGAAUUAUGUAAUUUGCAUGUACUAUAGAUAGCGUGUGUUGUAAUUUAUUCGAGUCAGUUAGCGUUCUGAGUUCGGAGUGUAACGGUCGUGAAUAAAGUGUGUUUUAACCUAACCGCGGUACUACAUUGGCGACGAGGAUAUUUCGAGGAUAUUUCGAGGAUUUCGCCGAGGGUUUCAAGAGUUUCGUUGAAAAUUUCGCUGUGGAUUUCGUCGAGGAUUUCGUCAAGGAUUUAUUUCAGCGAUGCCGGGAGGCGGUGGAUCGGGCGAAACUAACGCGACAAGCGGUACUACGAGCGGUGCUGUUGGCGGUUCUGGGAUGACUUCUGUUACUUUAGAUGUCAGUGGAUUGGAACCAUUUAAUCCAAAAGGAGAGGCGCACAAUUUAAGUCAGCGAUGGAAGAAGUGGAAGCGAGCGUUCAGUUUGUAUGUGACCGGGAAAGGUGUAUCGAACGACGCUCAAAAACGUGCUUUGCUGUUGCAUGUCGCUGGUAUGGAUGUGCAAGAAAUUUAUUUCACACUAGCUGGUGAGGGUGGAGAUGCAAGUUUUGAAGCAACGUUAAAGGUGUUGGACGACCAUUUCGUGCCAAAGGCGAACAUUCCCUUUGAGAGACAUUUGUUUCGACAAAUUUCGCAAGGGAUCGGAGAGACAGUUGAUCAGUUCGUUUGUAGAUUGCGUCAGCGAGCAGCGACUUGUGAUUUUGGCGCCGGCGAGGAUGACUACAUUCGCGAUCAGCUCAUAGACAAGUGUUAUUCGAGCCAUUUACGCCGGAAAUUUCUGGAAAAGGAAGGAACUGUUACGUUAGAUGAGUUGUUGCGUGUUGCAAGAUCCCAAGAAGCGGUUGAUCGACAACUGAAGCAAUACAGUACCGACCAAGCAGAUAACCAGGUCAAUGCAGUGGGUGGCAGGCUGUAUGGAAACAAAAAUCCCAGGAAAGCGAAGACGUGCUUUAGCUGCGGACAAGAAGGACACUUCAGUCAAGACAAAAAGUGCCCGGCGCGUGGUCAAACUUGCAGGAAGUGCGGCGAAACAGGCCAUUUCAAAGUUAAAUGCCCUCGACUCCAUCAGCUAAGCAGGACCCAUUCGGGAUCUAGAGGACCUGAGAGUAGCAGAGGCGGACGCGGCAGAGGAGGCAGGAGUGCUGGUGGACUGGGUCGAGGUGGACGCGGACGCGGAGGGCGAGAGACGAACCUCGUGACUGGAAGACCUAGCCCUGGAGAAGAAGACAAAGGAGAUUUCGCUACACCAGGCCAUUCGCAAAGACCCGAUUAUGCCUUUUCAGUGGAACAGGUGAAUGAUCGCAAGGAACAAAGGAGCGCUUUGGUAACGCUGGUCAUUGGUGGUGUAGACGUACCCGAUGUUCUCAUUGAUUCGGGAGCUUCAUGUAAUGUUAUGGGCCAGCAGACCUGGGAGUUGUUAAAGCAAAAGGGGAUUAACUGUGAAUCUCGCAAAUCUGCAAAGGAACUUUUUGCUUAUGGUGGUACAGAACCUUUACCGACCCUAGGAACGUUCACGGCAGAUGUCACGCUGGCUGGGUUUGAAAACGGAAGUAAUGCUGAUUUUGUGGUGGUUGAAGGCGAUGGUCGCACGCUGUUGGGCCGAGAGACUGCCGAGGCGCUAAACCUGUUGCGUAUUGGUCCUUUUCAGACAAACAGUGUUGACGGUGGGCGAUCGGACGGGGAUGUCAGAGAGAAAUACAAGCACUUGUUUAGUGGUGUUGGUCUUUUAAAGGGCUACGAGCUUAAGCUACACAUUGAUGAGUCAGUGAAGCCUGUAGCGCAGCAUGUACGCAGGAUACCGUUCGGGUUACGCGAGAAGGUGGAUGCAAAGCUGGAUGAACUUUUGGAGCUUGACAUUAUAGAGGAAGUGCCGGAGGGGCCGUCAGGAUGGAUUUCGCCGUUGGUGGUGGUUCCCAAAAGCGGUGGCGACGUAAGAGUCUGUGUUGAUAUGCGUCGUGCAAAUGAAGCAAUCGUCCGAGAGCGUCACCCAAUUCCAACCGUUGAGGAGCUGUUACACGACUUGAAUGGCAGUACGGUGUUCAGCAAGAUAGAUCUCAAGUGGGUUUUCACCAGAUUUUACUCAGUGAGGAAAGUCGCCACAUCACUACCUUUGUCACGCAUCGAGGGCUUUAUCGUUACAAGCGGUUGAUGUUUGGCGUAACGUCGGCGCCGGAGAAAUAUCAGCAGAUCAUUAGAGAUGUGUUAAGGGGUUGUGCUGGGGUUGCGAACAUUGCGGACGAUCUCAUUGUUCAUGGGUGUGACGUGGAGGAACAUGACAAGCGUCUUUUGCGGUGUUAGAUAGGCUGAGUGAAGUGGGGUUGACGGUGAACGGAGACAAGUGCGAGUUUAGAUUGUCAAGGCUUACGUUCUUUGGUCACGAGCUGACUAGUGACGGCAUAAACCCAUCCGAAGAGAAGAUUGCUGCUAUAAGAGAUGCUAGAUCUCCCAAAGACGCAAGUGAAGUGCGAUCGUUUAUGGGUCUUGUCCAAUAUUCCGCUAAGUUCAUGCCUGACGUGGCGUCCGUGGCCAAGCCUAUUCAAGAGUUAACCAGGAAGGGCAUCGUGUUUCACUGGGGUAAAGAGCAGCAAACAGCCUUUGAGGAACUGAAGCGUCUAAUCACCCAGGCAGAGACACUGGCUUAUUUUAAGGUUGGCUGCAGAACGCGAAUCAUUGCCGAUGCGUCUCCAGUUGGAUUAGGAGCGGUUCUCACCCAGCAGCAGGGGGAAUGUGGAGAGUUGUCUCCUACGCGUCGAGGAGCCUAACUGACGUGGAACGACGCUACAGCCAAACAGAGAAGGAGGCACUUGCCUUGGUCUGGGCGUGUGAACGGUUCAACAUGUACGUUUCCGGACAGAGCUUCGAGUUGGAAACAGAUCACAAGCCUUUAGAGCGUGUCUACUCGCGCACUUCAAAGCCUUGCGCCCGAAUAGAGAGAUGGGUCUUAAGACUACAAGGGUACGAUUUUAAAGUGGUGUACCGCCCAGGGAAGACAAAUAUAGCCGACGCGUUGUCCCGUUUGAACUCCUUGGAUCAAGUGGACCAUGGAGAAGACUACGACUUUGUCAGAGCCAUUGCUAUAAGCUGUAUACCCGUUGCUCUAUCACCUACAGAAAUUGAAGAAGCUUCCUAUUUUGACGAAGAAUUGACGAUAGUAAAGAGUUGCGUGAGGUCAGGGGACUGGGACCGGUGUACACUUCCCUCGUAUGCACAAGUCAAGGACGAAUUAUGCGUCUAUGGUGAGCUAUUGCUUCGCGGCACAAGGAUUGUGGUUCCCAAGCUCCUGCGCGACAGGGUGGUGCGGCUGGCACACGAAGGGCACCAGGGUAUAGUGAAGACGAAGUAUCGGCUCCGUAGUAAAGUUUGGUGGCCGGGAAUGGACAAGGAAGUUGAGAAAUUUUGUAAAGUUUGUCAUGGCUGCCAGGUCACUUCUGGAUUUAACCCUCCUGAGCCGAUGUCCCGCGUUCUUCCUCCAAGCGCUCCUUGGCAGGAUUGUGGAGCAGACCUGCUGGGACCCCUACCCACAGGAGAGAGUAUUUUGGUGGUGAUCGAUUACUACAGUCGUUUCUUAGAAGUUGCUAUUCUGAAGUCUACUACAAGUGCCAAGGUCAUCGAAGCACUUGCACCCAUGUUUGCCAGAUUCGGUUUUCCGUUCUCUUUAAGGACAGAUAAUGGGCCCCAGUUCGUAUCCGAAGAAUUUGAAGCAUAUUUACGCGCAAAUGGUAUUGAGCACAGGAAAACGACGCCGUUGUGGCCUCAAGCUAAUGGAGAGGUGGAACGCCAAAAUCGCUCGUUACUUAAAUGUCUACAGAUUGCACAUUUAGAAGGAAAGAACUGGAGAACUGAAUUGCUUGUAUGGUUGAUGGCGUACAGAUCCACUCCGCAAACGACGACGGGGACUACCCCCUGUUACAUGAUGUUUGGCCACGAGGUUAGGUCCAAAUUGCCAGAGUUAAGGAGAGAGACGGUCGGAGUGCCAGGCGAAGAGGUGCGAGAGCGGGAUUGGUCAAGUAAAUUAAAGGGCAAAGCUUAUGCAGAUCUCAAGAGAGGUGCCACGCCCAAGAGCAUACGUGUUGGUGACACAGUACUUUUGAAAGCCGAGAAAACGAACAAGCUGUCUACCAACUUCAACCCUGCUCCUUUUAAGGUGGUUCAGAGGACAGGAACAGAGGUAACGCUUAGGAACGAAGCUGGUGUGCAACUGAAAAGGAACACUGCGUUCGUAAAGAAGUACAACGAGCACAAUGGUGUAUCCAAUGGCAACGAAGACCAAGUGGUAGAAGCAAGUUCUACAGUACAGACAGAUGAGCCAGGGCCAAGCAGAGUUCCGGAGACGACAGAGGUAUCAGGGCCAAGCGGAAUUCCAGGGACUACAGGAGUAUCUGAAAAUUCCCAAGUACAAGCUGGGCAUUCUACCGAAAAGGAAGAUAACGCAGCGGAAAGGCCUGUGCGGAGGUCGACCCGAACUAUAAGACAGCCUGCGCGCUAUAAAGACUUUGUCCUGGAUGUUUAGGACUUCUUCUUUUUUGUCUAGUUUAAUUCAAAGACUUUGUUUUGCUGAACAUUUAGGGUUUUUGCAGCCUUUUAAAACUGCCUUCCUGCUAAAUUUGAUCAAAGAAGGGAAUGUAGUGUAUACGAUGCUAAUGCAAGCGCGUAGAAGCGAGAGAAUGAAUGUGAUGUAGUACACACGGGAAUUAUGUAAUUUGCAUGUACUAUAGAUAGCGUGUGUUGUAAUUUAUUCGAGUCAGUUAGCGUUCUGAGUUCGGAGUGUAACGGUCGUGAAUAAAGUGUGUUUUAACCUAACCGCGGUACUACAAUGCUAAUCAACAAUAAUUAAUCGAUUGUCAUCGAUUGAUCGAUUGAUUUUCCGAUCAUCGAUUUUCAUUGAUUGUUCAGGUCCUGAAAAUAGUACCGGUCAACGGGACAUCCUAAAUUAUAGCAACAUUUGUUGGCAUGUACAUCACCUCUAGCUUUCAUUGCUAAACUGUGUUGUAGAACUUGAUUUCUUUAGGUUUCUAAAAGCUUAGGAUAACUCUUUAGGAAUAUUUUUAUUCAUAAAAGUGGCCCUAUCCUUUUGGCCUGUAUUAUCCUAGGAAGUAGCACCGCCAGUAGCAGGACAUCCUAAACUAUGUCAGCAGUUGGUUGCAUGUAUUACAUUACAUGCAGCUUGUUAUUGUUACAUUGUAAUACAUACUUUGCUCUCUAAAGGCUUUUUCCUACCAGCUGGGGACAGCUGAACAAAGAUAGUUUUUUUUCAUUCCUUGUUGUUGUAAUCACCUAAGAAUGUCUACCCAGGGGGGCACUCUAUAGGGACUACUCAGGUAUAACAGUGAUGGGGAAGUGCAAAACCCUUUUUCUGGUUUGACAUUUGAAAUCCAAGGAUAACCGAACAGGAGUGACUUUUAUUCUUGAAAAUUGUCUUGUACUUUUGAAUGGUAUAAGCUAAGAAAAUAGUACCACCCACCUAAAUUAGCUCAGCAAGCUUGUAGGGGUGAUGAAUGGUCCAUUAAAAUUUUUAACUGCUCGCAAAAUUUUACCUUUGCUCGAUUUGCUCACAAAAUUUAAACGAGUGCUCGCUUGCUCGUGCUCCCCGAGUUUUUGCAGUUGCUCGCAUGCUUGCUUUCUUGUCAGUAUUGCUCAAAAUUUUGUAAAUCCUUCUUUGGGUUAAAGUAAAUGUAGUUCUCUAUGGUGCUUAAUUCCUAUAGAUAUGGCUAUUAAGUUCAGUGGAAAUGCGUGCGGCAAUAAAUGACAACGGUAAAUAAAUUACCUAAUCUAGCUAUAUAUGGUUAAAAAGAGAAGAUAUUGUUACCUUUAAUUCUUCUGAGUUUCUCUACCGCUCUACUCACUGGGCUUUAAUUAGGCUGUGUUUUCAAUAAAACGGUUUGGAAGCUUUAGGAUUCUUCCAGAAGAGGUUGUUCUUGUUUGAGUUGAAAUGCUCGAUGAGAAGAGUCACCAAAGCUUUCACAUUUACCUUGCUCAAGUAAUCUCAAUGUGCAGCUUCUAUUUCACAUUGAAUUCAUUUUAAAGCCUCCAGGGUCAUUCUUGUUCCCGAAAUAGUCUCGGAGGAUGGAACACCAUGGGGGCCUUCCACAGAAGUUCUGCCACUGUUUUAAAAAACCCAUUUUAUAAUAUUUUCUGUUUUGUUUAAAAAAAAAGGAUUUCCAUAUGGAUUGCUGCAAGCGGAAAAUAUAAGAAGUGCUCGCUGCUUGCGAGUUGUACUGUCUAAGCUGCUUGCAAAGCAAAUUUUUUAUCUCUGCUUGUGCUUGCAAAAAAAUCGCAGUGUUUGCAUGCUCGCAAAGACCAUUCGUCACCCCUGCUUGUGUUAAAUUUGUCAUGGUUUAUCAACAUUGGAAAAAUGUUUUGAAAGUUAAUUAUUUAUCUCAGGUAAUUUUCGUUUUUCUUUUGUUUUGGGGUAUGGUAAUGUAUGAUAAUGACAUUGAAACAAAUGGAAAACAAAAAUUACCUGAGAUAAAAAAUUAAUUUCCCCUUUAUAUUUCUUGUGUUACUCAAUUAUUAAGGAACACAAUGAGUUUGGAGUUGCUUUCAACAAUAAUUGGUUGUACAUGUGUAAGUGUUCGGAUCCAGGAGGGGUGGAUUUUGAUAACAUUUACUUCAUGUAAGACUUCACAUAAUUCCCUUAGGUGGCUGGGUCAAUUUGGGGGCAGGGUGGAGGAGGGGUGGUGGGGGUAGUGGGGCUGUUGACAGUGGGGAAGGGGGAAAGUGAAAAAUGGAGAGUCUCCAGAAUCUACAACCGAGGUUGGCAUUUUUGCUUUCCUUGACAAGCAAUUUCCCAUGCUGCCAAGGUAGGUAGGUUUUUGGGUAUGGUAAUGUAUGAUGAGUUUGAAACAAAAGAAAAGAAAAUUUAGACCAAAGAUAAUAUUGAACCACAAUUUCAGUAUGGAGAGGAGGUGAGGGGGAGAAAAAAAAAAAACUUUAUUACUUUCCAAAUUCUGGCUUUUCAAAUUAAUUACAAUAUUCAAUAAAAUAUGUAAAACUAUAAAAUAAUAAGAAAUGAUUAAAAUCGUAUGUAUAUAACAAGAUUUAACAAGGCAAUAUAUUUACAACAAAGCUUCUAAAAUUCUCUUUAUAAAUGGCGCAUAAGUUCCUUUUUGAAUUGAUACAAGGUUUGUAAGCUCAGUGAGCCUUUCGGGUAAGGAAUUCCACAGUGAAACUGCUCGAUAAUGGAAGGUUCUUUGGCCUGUGGCCGUUCUGUACCCUGGAAUGUCUAUCUUAUUCUUUUUCCAUUUGUCUUUAUUGUGGAUUUCAGGCCUCUUUUUGAACUUCUUAGCAGGAUAGUCAGGGGCCAAUCCCCUUAAACACUUAAAAACCAGUAUGCAAUCCCUGUAGAUAAGCAUGGAUUCGACGGACAACCAUUUCAGUUCUGUAAGAACAGUGGUAAUGUGAUCAAAUUUCUGCAAACGGGUUAUAAUCCUAGUUGUGAAGUUUUGGACAUUCUGUAAUUUGUUGAUAUUCUUCUUUGUUGUACUAGACCAGAUGGACGAACAAGUUUGCUAGAGACCAGUGCAUUGAUAACGUUUAAUAGAGUGUUUCUGUCCAAAAGAUGUUUUUUACCCUAUUAAUUUGACUUAAACUUGACAAGCAAGAAGAUGUAAUACUUGUAAUAUGUCCAUCAAAACUCAUUGUAGUGUCCAUAUGCACUCCAAGGUCCUUCACUGAAACAACCAGACACAACUCUUUCUCCAGUAAAGUAACAUGCAAAUCCAGAUCUGCAGGCGUAAUUUGAAGCAUUUGAUGGGUGCGAAUUAAAAGCAAUUUCAUCUUAUCCGGGUUAAUCUGAAGGCUCUUUUGGCAGCACCAUGCGGCAACUUUCCUCAGAUCUUUGGUUGUAUCUUUAUAUCUUUAGAAUAGUUGCUCUUGUCACAAAAAAGGUCAAACAGUAAAUAGAUAAGGGAUAUUUUCAUGAACUUUUUUAAAAUAAUUUUAAACAAUUUUUAAGAGUAAAAUUUAAAAAGAUUUUUAAAAAAUGAGAAAAUUAUACUGCUGUCACAAUCUAUUACAACUACAGGGUAUGAUUUGUUUUGAUAGUGCCAGCUAGAGAGGACAGCCAACUGUACCAACCUUUUUAUGCUGAGUUGUUAUUACUGACCAGUCAAACAACACACAAAUAAUGAGGACAGUUAAUAAACAUGAUUCUAUAAUAAUAAAUAAUAACAACAACAACAAUAACAAUAAUAUUUAUGUAAAAGAUUUGAACCCAGGAGUUAUUUCAAAAGUAGGUUGAGUUUGAUCGUCCGGGUUAACAUAGUCCUGAAUAGGACUGUUGUUGUUGACAGUGACUGACGUUUCGACAACCUGUGCGGAAGUCAUCUUCAGAGUCAAAGUGAGUUGUAUCAUGUCAGUUGAUGGUAAUACCGGCCAAAAGGACAGGGCCACUUUUAAUCAAUCAAUCAACAACUUUAUUUAAGUGUCUAGUCUUCUAGCUUGCCGUCAGGCCUACUAAUCGGGGACACUACUUAAAUAACUUAUUAAUAACAGGGCUCAAAAUAUUGGCCGGUCAACGGACAAUGUGCGGCCUGAUCGUGGGCUUGACCGGUCAAACUCUCGUCUCGCCGGUCAUUUUGACCGGUCAUUUUUGGAUGCUUGUCCCUUAAUGUGUUUUGCCCUAUAAUGCUGUAAUUCGCUGCUUUGGCUUUUUUUGCUGCUUUGCACUAAACCCUUUAAAGAAAAAUGUUCUGCUUUGCUGUGAUCAGUAAUGCAACCUUCUUGGGGAAAACAUACGCUAACAAUAACCCGUUAUUUUUUAGACUACUAAAGGAUGAGUGACAGUUUUUGUCCAUCAAACAUUUCACAUCUACUUGUAAGAGGAUUGUGAAAAUCACCUUCAACGGAAUUCGGGCUAAUCGAUCGCUCGUCCUGUACUGUUUCUCUGGGAAUAAAUUUCAGCGCAUCGAUUAAUUAUAAAAUUUCUUUAUGUCGAACAUAAUCUCGUUUGCAGACUCGAUUCCAGAAUUGUCUGAUAAAAACUUAGGCCCGGUUCAAACGUCGAAUUUCACAUGUGCCGAACUUAACGCGAGAGUUAAAUGCAUGUGAAGUGCGACGUUUGAAUCAAUUAAAUUCGACAGUUUAAAUUAAAUGCGACGUUUGCCGUAUCUGCGACUGAAACAGUCGAAGAUUCGACUUGGGGUCGACUUUUGAUUCAAACGUCGCAUUUCACAUGUGCCAAACUUAAUGAAUGAAUUUUAGUAAAUUAUUAUUAUAUUACUGAGAAUAUUGACAGCGAAGAGAGCUAAAUUCGACAGAGUUCAGUGAGAUAAAUUCGACGUUUGAAUCAAAUGCCGUAUUUAACUAUUUUAGUCGACUAAAAUAGCAAUUAAAUUCGGCACAUGUGAAAUUCAACGUUUGAACUGGGCCUAAGCUAAUCGAGAAUGAACGUCACCUAUCUCUGCUAUCUCGGCGCUUAAAAUCCUUCUUCUUGAUAAGCGGUUCGCGAUAAAGUGUUGCGCGACGACCCAAACGAAAGCUCUGCUGUAUAUUUAUUGACUUCUGAUGACGAAUACGCUGUUUGUGGAACAAAUUUCUUGCCAAAUCAACUUCUUUGCCGCAAAUAUUUAGCGACGAAAUUCUUCUUUGUGGAGGAGACUUUCGAUCACGUGCCGGGCAACGAAAAGGAUCAAGUUUCACCGAUAUGCAGAUAUAGGACCAACCUUGAAGACUUCCGACACCGCCGUACGAUGAUACUGAAGGUAUAUAUAAACGGACAUAAAACGGGCGAAAAUCGCGGAGAGGAACUCAACAACGUGGGAAUGAAUUUUUCAUCAACUUGCCGGCAAAAACCCGAACGACAAUGCCGUACUGCCAGUGUAAUUCGAUAUUCCAUGGGCAAAAAAAUAAUUAUAAUAUUCAUUAAUUUGACCGGCCAAAAUCGGGGUUUGUCCGGGCUAAAAAAUAUUUGGCCGGUCAUCAUGACCGGCGACCUGCUGUCCGUUAUUUUGAGCCUUGAAUAAGAAAUAUAUAUACAUAAGACUAUAAGCCAAUAAGAUUUAACUAUUCCAAAACUAGUUAAAAGAUACACGAUAUUCAAUAUACUUCGAAAAUGUACCUGUGUAAUAAAUAAGAAAAAACUAUAUAUACAAUUUCAUAAUAUAUCAACUCUACCAGUUAUGAUAUUUCCUGUUUAUGAAUUGUGAGUCACACAGGUGGCACCCUUUGCAUGCGUUAUUACUAACCAAUUUGCUCAGAUCUUUUCUCCUUAUAUUUGCUUUACACCUGCUUUUGACCAUAAAAAUGGCCCAAAAAAUCUGAGGGAAUGCUUUCCAUAUUUAAAAGUUUUUACCCUUUGAACGUGAAAGUCCGAGUUCCUCAGGUUGUAGUUCGAAGGCGAUGACGAGAAGAGUUCUAGUAUGUUGUAAGGCAGUAAUCUAUUCCUUAUUUUGAACAUAAAGAGAGCGAUAUCUUGUAAUCUCAUGUUAUAUAAAUAAAAAUAUUCCUAAAGAGUUAUCCUAAGCUUUUAGAAACCUACAGAAAUCAAGUUCUACAACACAGUUUAGCAAUGAAAGCUAGAGGUGAUGUACAUGCCAACAAAUGUUGCUAUAAUUUAGGAUGUCCCGUUGGGCGGUACGACAUUUAUAAAAGGAUUGCUCACUGUACAGGUCCAAGAACUCUGCGAAAAGUCACAAUAAACGCAAAAUUCGUCAACAAUACCGUAAAUCACGCUUCUCUGGCGAUAAAACGGCUCCUUUAAUUGGCUGUCAGUUUUCACCGGCGUUUUCACCACGCUUGAACCGCCAUAUUGGAUAUUCGAGAAUUUCCGAAGUUGGCCCUUAAGUCGGGCCCAAUCGGAAACGCGUUCCUAGUUCUCCUCGGCUGUCCUUUUGGACGGUAUGAUUUAGGCACAACCAUGGAAGAGGUUCCACCAUGGUACUCACCGGUGAUACCAAAACCAGCCUACCAGAACACCACGAGUGAGGCGUUUUGGGAUAUUCCCAUCUAUGCAGAGCACAACGAAGUUAGAGCAAAUCGGAUCGACGCGCGACUUGUCAACCACGAGAGGAAAGAAGUCUGCACAAUUGAAAUGAGCUGCCCAUGGAUUGAGAGUAGAGCUAAGAAAGACGAGGAAAAGACACUCAAGUAUGGGCCCAUGAUGUGGGAGCUGAAGCAGAGAUACAAUGGGUACAGGGUUGAACAGUACAACGUAAUAAUUGACGUACUGGGGGGUUACUCUAAACACCUAGAGAAGUCGGUGAGGAAGCUACUUGGAGCGAGAGCACGGAGCGUACUUGAGCGGAUGCAGAAGUCGGUCAUCUCAAACACUUUAAACAUUGCCAGAACAUUUAAGAUAAAUACUUAG